AAGGAGCGAUGGAAUUGCUGAAGCUUUCGAAGUUGAAGCUCCAACUUCAAGCCCUCGUCGCCGAAGUUCGAGAUCUCAGGGACAGGGAACGCUCCGCCACCGAGCAGCACCACCUUCUUCUCCAGAAGCUGAAGCAUAACGAGGAAGAGUGUGGCAGAAAGAUACAGGAACUGCAGGGCGAGUUGGCUUCUGUCAGAGAGGAGCGUCAGAAACUGGAGAGAAAGGUGAAUUAUCUAGAGAACGAUAAUGUGCUGCUUGAGAACAAGCAGAAAGAGUUGAAGGGAACGAUGAAUAAUUUGCUUCAGUCUAGGGAAAGCUUCGUGCAUGCUUACGAGGAAUCUACUUCUAAGAUGAAACGUUCAAUUGAAGCCAAAGAUAGGAUGCUCAAUGUCCUUUCAGAGAAGAUAAGUUCUUGUCUGGCAUUAUUUGAUUCAAUAGCAAAGGAGGUAUUUUGUAUCAAGCAAGUUCUGGAUAAAGUCCAGAACAUUGUCAAUGAUAGAGAGGAAGUUGUGACCAAAUUGAAAAAGAAAAUGGACUGGGUCUCUGCAUUUGAAAAAACAUUUGUCGAAAAUAUCUCUGAUCUAAGAAAUAAAGUGGAAAACAACGAGGCUGAAUUAAGAAGAAAGGACAGAAUCAUCUCAGAGCUUGUAGCAAAGCUGGACGUGGCAAAAGUUGGCAACCAUAACCAAGCUCAAAUGGAAGAUGUUCAGAAAACAUUAUAUCUAAAGGAUACAGAGAUACAAAAUUUAGUUUCUGACAAAGAGGUUUUACAUUAUGAAGUUGGAAGCUUAAGACUCAUCUUACAGAGGAUUCAGGAUACUGUUACAAAUAUGAAUGAAGAGGACAAAAGGUUAUUUUCAUCAAUCUUGCAACAAAAAGAGGAAAUUGCAAUGGAUAUGAAGAUUGUAGAUAACAUGAAAUGAGCACAAUCGCUAUUUUGAAGCAAGUGUGGUAUGCAUUGGUUUUAUUGUGUUGCGUAAAUGUUUUGGGCUGACGAUGCCUUGAGACCAAAUGAGCAACAGAAGGAUUCACUACCCAACUACGUCUCUGAUAUCUGGUAAAUUGGAAUGAGUUUCUUUUUUCUCCUACAGGGUUUGUGAAUUAAUGGAAAAUUUAAAGAUGUGCUCAUAAUUAAUUUAAGUUUUUGAGCCCUUCAAGUUGUUAUUCAACCCCUUCUAAUGUGUGACCAUAUUCUUUGGUGUAUUGGAUAAUUAUGCAAGAAGUGUUGGUGUUCAGCAGUGAAAAUAGGUGAUUUACCGAA
Messenger RNA from Vigna unguiculata (cowpea), 1261 nucleotides. RefSeq names its product RUN/FYVE domain protein. The record is from RefSeq and is a predicted model, not a curated record. Lineage: Eukaryota; Viridiplantae; Streptophyta; Magnoliopsida; Fabales; Fabaceae.